This is a messenger RNA of Ruditapes philippinarum (Manila clam), 2162 nucleotides long. RefSeq lists its product as uncharacterized. The transcript has 8 exons. NCBI's taxonomy places the organism in Eukaryota, Metazoa, Mollusca, Bivalvia, Venerida, Veneridae. The record is from RefSeq and is a predicted model, not a curated record. The coding region runs from base 235 to 1950 and encodes 571 amino acids.
CAAUAAUACUAUGCGUUUCAAUUGUGAGUUUUACCACUCUAAAAUUACUGUUUCUAUGAAUUACUAAUGUUUAACCCUUUACUCCGUUACUAAGGGGCAAGCAUUUGCUGUCAGAUAAAUAAAGAAAAAUAAUUAAUACACAUCCGUUGUAAGACUGACAGAGAACGAUAACAAAAAGGAAGUAAAGUAUUUUGCUAAACAUAAGCUUUCAGUUUGUGCUUGGUUGAAUUAACAAUGAUAUCUAAAUUUAUAUUAUUUAACAUAAUACACUAUUUGGUAUUUGGGUUUAUAUAUGCAGAAGAAGUAAUCAAAUGUCUGACAAAACCAGCAGAGAAAAUUCGAAUUUCGUGCCCGAGAGGUUACGUGAUAUACAGACCAGUGAUUUUGGCGGGAAAUAGUGAGAGUAAAAUAUGUAACCCUUCUCCAACAGACUGUGUUGGGUCUACGAAAGAAAUAAAGAGACAGACAGACAACUGCUUUUGGAAAAAGAGAUGCAUAAUAAAACUGUGUAAUGCUGGGACUAUCAGAACGUGUGAACAUAACAAUCCAUCUAUAUCACCACCAUCAUCUCACAAUAUAACUUACAUUAUCAUCAAACAAAUGUACUGUAUACCAAAAGACAUCAUCAUUGACAUUUGUUUAAAAUCAAAAACAAGAUCUGAUUAUAAGAUCGGCGUGAUCAAAAGUCAUCGUGAGUAUCCCAGAAGCAAACCAAGAGCGGAAAUAUGUGCCAUGACUAUACCAAUUAAAGAUAGGAAAACUCUUAUCAUACAGGCUGUGACAGAAAAUAACACAUUUCCUAGUGGACUUACUUUGCAAAACGUUCUUAAAGGAGGUCAGAAAACAGAAAAUAUUUCUACGAUGAAAGAAGUUAUGUUGCAUGGAAACACAUCAAAAGCAUUAAAAAUUACUGUAGAUUAUCGUUGGAAAAGAAGAACGCUUGAAGGAUUCAUAUUACAAUUUAAUGCGUAUGAAAGUUCUCAACUUAAUUCUGUUUUAAAAUGGCCAAGUAGUUCUCGACCAGUAAUGAAGGAACUAGGCUGGAUAGUAGAUGUGAAGCCAGUUAUAGAACAAUGUGCAGUAGAUGUAGAAGGACACAUGCGACUUUCAUGUGAAAAUGACGAGGUGAUAUAUUCCCCCGCAGUCGCCCUGUCAGGAUAUACGAGAAGAAAAUCGAAAUGUAUGUUUACCAAAAAGAAUCCGUGUGGAGGAUUUUCACCUGAACUUCUUGUGCAGAGAAACUUGUGCUACUGGAAAAAGUCCUGCGAUAUUACAUGGCAGAAGUCGAGCCGAAUUGUUGUGACGAAAGAGGCAAAGUGUAUCGGGUUUUCUGCUUCAACCAUCGGUCUUUCUGGUCAUAGAUGUGUGGAUAAAGCUAAAAUCACAGAUCUUUGUACCAAUGAAACAAGUGCUAUCAAUUCAUCAUGGGGAAUUAUUCGGAGUCACCCAGUGUAUCCAUGGUACUUUAAUCCGCGGUUUGACGAGUGUAAACGGAUUAUAAAUAUUGGUGGAAGGCAAGCAGUGACACUGAUAGUUCAAGACAUGAACCUUGAUCCCGACGGAAGAGACAAAUUUUCAAUAACGCACGUGCGAAAGUCGAGUAAGGAUACUAUAGUAAACGCAAAAACCGGAAAAGAAGGCUCCUACUUUACAGUGAAAGGUGGCAAACUUGUUAUUAGGUUCAAGCCUUUUCAAAAGUCAAAAUCAGGACGGGGAUUCAUCCUUGUAUUUAGAAGAUUUAAAGUAUCCAGGGAUGAUAUUGACGCUAUUCCGUAUAAUGAUGCUGGUAUUUCAGGACAUGCUAUAAACCCAUUAAGAGACUCCUCCUCUAGAACGAUGUCAUUUAGAUUGUCCAAUAGAAGAUUGUGUUCAAAACGAGGAAAAUUAAGAAAGAAGGGACGGGCUUGUAACAGAAGAAUUUGGACAGAUUACUUCACUAGACUAGAAUAAUAUAGCCACAACACAUGUUCACACAAAGGAAGAGUCACGUCAAGAAAAUGGUACAACAAUGAAAGAUAUAAAAUGUCAGUUAGAGACGCAUAAUAUAUUAUCUGUUCAUAUAUGGUGUACAUUUAGAUAUCUAUUUAUAUAUAUUAACUAUGUAUUCAAUUAUUAAUACUUCUAUCUAUUUAUAUUUAUGCAAUACAUAUGUAGAAUCUCUU